AAAAAAAAUUACACAAAUAUAUAAGUAAUAGUUUUGGAAACACUCGUUGGCACAUCGAAACGUAUUUUCCCAAUCUGUUUUUGAGAAUGGAGGACAUUCUUGGUCUUCUCAGAAUUCGUAUCCUAAGAGGCAGAAACCUUGUGGAUCGUGAUGUUGGUGGCAGCGAUCCUUAUGUCGUCGUCACCAUGGAACCCCACACAUUGAAGACUGGAGUGGUGAAAAACAACUGCAAUCCUGAAUGGAAUGAAGAACUAACUCUUUCCGUCACAGAUGUCGAUGUUCCAAUAAGAUUAACAGUUUUUGACAAAGACAAAUUCACUGCAGAUGACAAAAUAGGUGAUGCUGAGAUUGACAUCAAACCAUACAUAAAAAUUCUUAAGAUGGGCUUGGAAAACCUUCCAAAUGGCUGUGUGGUAUCUAGAGUUCAGCCAAAUAGGACCAACUGCCUUGCCGAUGAGAGUCAUAUGGUUUGGAACAACGGAAAAAUCAUCCAAAAUAUGCCUCUUAGAUUGAGAAAUGUAGAGUCAGGUGAAGUGGAAGUGCAACUUGAGUGGAUUCAUGUUCCAGGUUGCAAGGGAUUGGAAAUUGAACGUCUCAGCUAAACAUAUUUGACAUGUUUAAAUUCAGGCUUCAUAAUCCUGCGUGAAAUGAGUCGAGUAUUCUCUAUUGUACUUAAUAAACAGGGAGAGGUUCGUAGCUAUUUAUGCUCCAGUGUAGUGUAACAAUGAGAUUACUGGAGGCAAUUUCUCUCUUUUUGAAACUUCUGUUUAUAUAUCAGGCUGAAUCUAAAAAUGUAUGUUUGUAUUUUGGAAACCAUUACAUAUUCAACCACUGCAGUACGCAGUUUGAAGAAA
This is a messenger RNA of Jatropha curcas, 854 nucleotides long. RefSeq names its product protein C2-DOMAIN ABA-RELATED 7. Lineage: Eukaryota; Viridiplantae; Streptophyta; Magnoliopsida; Malpighiales; Euphorbiaceae. The record is from RefSeq and is a predicted model, not a curated record.